This is a messenger RNA of Pyrus x bretschneideri (Chinese white pear), 285 nucleotides long. Its product is annotated as gibberellin-regulated protein 12-like. Bases 1 to 285 code for a protein of 94 amino acids. The transcript has 3 exons. The record is from RefSeq and is a predicted model, not a curated record. Lineage: Eukaryota; Viridiplantae; Streptophyta; Magnoliopsida; Rosales; Rosaceae.
AUGGCGAGGCUCUCAUGGUUUCCAAUUGCUUUCUUUCUAGUCCUUGCCUUGAGCUGUGCCAUUGAUGUCAUGGCUGGCGGCGAGGGAUCACUUCGUCCUGAGCAAUGUGGAGCGGCAUGUGACUACCGAUGUUCUGAAACUUCACAUAGGAACCCAUGCAUAGAGUUCUGCAGCAUGUGCUGCCAGAAAUGUCUAUGUGUUCCAUCAGGCACAUAUGGACAUAAGAAAGAAUGUCCAUGCUAUGACAACUGGAAGACGAAAGAAGGAGGUCCCAAGUGCCCAUAA